Messenger RNA from Lemur catta (Ring-tailed lemur), 1046 nucleotides. RefSeq lists its product as uncharacterized. NCBI's taxonomy places the organism in Eukaryota, Metazoa, Chordata, Mammalia, Primates, Lemuridae. The transcript has 6 exons. The record is from RefSeq and is a predicted model, not a curated record. Bases 105 to 1046 code for a protein of 313 amino acids.
AGGAGAAAUGUUUCCUUUAUAAACCAUUAGUCUCCUUUGGCUUUGCAGAAAAGAUUUGCUGAGAUACACUGCUGUAAAAACUUUUACAAAAAGCUCUGUUUCAAAUGAUUCCUCCAUGUGAAAAUGCCCUCCACAUAAUGUACCGUGAGUCUCAGAGAGGCAUGAGAGACAAGAAUAUUGCAAAGAGGCUGCAAUACCCCUCACAACAAAAUCUCAACUCCAAAUGGGAAAAAAGUGUUCUGCAACUUCCGCAGUGUGAAACAAAAGUUAACAUAUGGAAAAUAAAGCCUCCUGAUUUUAGUUAUAAACUGUAUACAUCUUUGGGAUUUCCAGAAAUAUCAUCAAGAACCACUAAGGAAGAACAAGAGAGAAAAAAAAGCCAUUUUCCAGAAACAAUGGUUCACAUGCCCAGCAUAAGGAAUCAUUCCAAGAAGGCCAUAUCUAAGUUUAUAACUACAUUUCCACAUACGGAUUCACACAGAGCGAAGUUAAUGUUUGUAAAGGGUGGAAAAUAUCCAAGGGGUGUAUACGUCAAUCCAAAACCACAUGACUUCCGACAGUACCAACCUGAUCUACCAAACUUUGUGACAACUUAUGAAAAGGACCCUUUUGGAUUAAAAUUUAAGUCACAACUCUUAAGUACAGAACGUGGGAGCCAUUUACUGAACGAUGAUAAAGAGAAGAACACUACAGAAAGAUUUAUCACCUACAAGCCUCGUGAAUGCACCUGGGACUCAAAACUAAUUUUGACAAAAACCCCAUGGCCUGUUAGAUCUGCUUCAUACACAAGACAUAGAAGGCAGCGUGAUGCGUACAGUGCAUUUAUGGAUCGUGUGGAAGAAAAGUUUAUGAAGACAUGCCAGAUCAGGUGCUUCUGUCAGCAGAGGAAGCCUUGUUCUAGGAAAGAACUACUCCAGAGGGCCAGAGGAACAGGUCCUGCUCCUCCUAGAGAAACGCUGACUCGAGGCCGAGGCCGUAGGGUAGGGCUGGUGCGCUCGCUCAUCGCCCAAAGCCUCCUGACGGGCGCAACGGAGACCCAGCAAUGA